Paramecium primaurelia is the source of this 674-nucleotide messenger RNA. NCBI's taxonomy places the organism in Eukaryota, Ciliophora, Oligohymenophorea, Peniculida, Parameciidae. The record is from the annotation of a GenBank genome assembly.
AUGUAUAUAUUAAUAUUACUAAUUGUGUAAGCAUAUUCAAAGCACUCUUUUUCUGAGAAUACCAAAGUCAAAUCACUCAACCAAUCUGAGUUUGAAUAAUUCAACAUUGGUAAUAUACAUAUAUAUAAUUCAUAGGUCGAGACAACCAUUCCUGGUUUAUACUGUUUUAUAGACCAUCAUGUCCCCAUUGUUAAAAAGUUAUUCCUAUUUGGGAUAGUUUUGCUGAAUACAAUUAAACAUAGAGUAAAAUUGGUGCUGUCAAUUGGUAUAUUACAAAAUAAUUUUAGUGAGGUUGAAAAAAGUUUAUGUAAAUUAUUUUCAAUUGAUGCAGUACCAACUAUGAUUCUAAUUUCUGAAGGAGGAAAUCUACAUCAUUAUAGUGGAAACAGAACUAAAGAAUCAUUUGUUCAGUUUCUUGAUAAAAAUUGGCAAAAUAAUGAAAUAGAAACCCCUCCUAAAGAUGAUUUUUAGAUAUUUGAUACAACCACCAUAUUCAUUUUGUUAUUACUAGUGUUAGCUGGUUUUCUUAUUUGGAUAUACUUUUAAGAGAAGUACGAGUAUUCAUCAAUCAGCAGCUAAGCUAAUUAAAGUUCUAUUAUUGAAAUGCCAGAAAUCAAUAAACCAAUAGAAAUUUGAUUUUAUAUUAUUGUUUAAUAUAUUUGGCGAUAUUUAUU